UGCAUAUUCAUGUUAAUUUGGAAAAAAUAAACCCGCACCACUCUCCUCUUUCUCUCAACCCUAACCCCCACCUUCUCUCAUAAUCAUCUUCUACUCUUCUCUCACUUCUCAGAUUGAAAGUUCCAGAUCUACUCCCACGGUCGAAUAUUUCCUUCAAUUUCAAGAAAUACAACAAAUUGUAAACGAAAUUAAAGAAUUUGAGGUUGAAAGAAAUGAUCUUUGAUCAUUUGCAUGCAAGAGCUUUCCAGUACACUCCUCAGGGGAGAACCAUUGUUGGACCUGCUGAGAAUGUCAAGAGUAUCACUAAAACUCAUCUCCAUGAUGUCAUUGUCGCCUCUGGAGUUGUUAAAGACGAGGAUGCUGUAGCGCUUGUAGACUUUUUUUUUACAAAGUUUUCAACAGAUCCAACCAUCGUUGCUCAAUUAGUUGUCCAGGAACCAACCUCAUUCACUGGUUCGGAGGUUAGAAUAAUUGAUGAUGAUAUUGAGUUGGCUCACUUUACUGUUGCCUUCAUUGGAACAUCAUACACAGAUUCGAUGAUUUCGCCUUGAUGAUUAUGAAGCCAAUGUUGAGCUCCUGGACCAAAAAGGCUAGUGGCGGAAACCAUAUGGGAUCGUCCAGGGAGCGUUGAAGCUUUCUUCUUCUCCAAAGUUUUCUUGAGAAGAUCAAGGCAAGGCCCGACAGCCCUCAACAAGAGGAGUGUAAGGAGCAACAUGAGAAGGAAGGCAAGGACACUUGAGCUUCGUAUAAGUUACUAUCACUAUUAGAUCCUAGUUUUUCUAGGUUAUAGUAGAUACAAUUUGUAUUUUUUAUGAUAUUUUGGACUAUUUAGUUAGUAACAUUUAUAUACUAUGGAAUUUGGUUAGUAACUUUAUCAUGUACUAUGGAUAAUUAGUAACAUUAUCGUGUUUGAUGGAUUUUAACUAUGUACUUCUAGAUUUGUAUAAGUUAAUUUAAAUGUUACAUUGAUCGGAUACCAAUUAUUCAAAAUUCAGGUUUCAUUGA
Molecule: messenger RNA, 1005 nt
Organism: Spinacia oleracea (spinach)
Lineage: Eukaryota; Viridiplantae; Streptophyta; Magnoliopsida; Caryophyllales; Amaranthaceae
Product: probable mitochondrial-processing peptidase subunit beta, mitochondrial
Exons: 5
Coding region: 213-551 (112 amino acids)
Cellular component (GO): mitochondrion
Source: RefSeq, a predicted model, not a curated record